Molecule: messenger RNA, 2706 nt
Organism: Carassius gibelio (silver crucian carp)
Lineage: Eukaryota; Metazoa; Chordata; Actinopteri; Cypriniformes; Cyprinidae
Product: patr class I histocompatibility antigen, alpha chain E
Exons: 9
Coding region: 225-1370 (381 amino acids)
Biological process (GO): immune response
Cellular component (GO): external side of plasma membrane
Source: RefSeq, a predicted model, not a curated record
AGGCACAUAAGUCAGAAGUAAUAUAUUUAGAUAAAUGGGUGCAGAGCCAGUGGUAGUUUUGUAGGCAAACAUCGUUUGAAAAAAUCGAAAAAUGAAACUCGUUCUUUCCGAGUCACAUUCGUUCAAGAACGACACAUCACUACAGCCAAAGUGUCUGGAUCACUUAUUUUAACUAAAUCCUGAAGAAGGUUUCUCUGAAAUUAAUUGUUUCUCAGGCAAAAGCAAUGAUGCAGCACGUAGUGCUUCUGCUCCUCGGAGCUCAUCUUGCCUCGGCUGGAACACACUCUCUGAGAUACGUCUACACCACCGUGUCUGGAAUCGGUGACUUCCCAGAGUACACUUCAGUAGGUCUGGUAGAUGAUGAGCAGUUUGAUUACUUUGACAGCAAAAUAAUGAAAGCUGUGCCAAAGACUGAGUGGAUGAGACAGAAUGUAGGAGCAGAUUACUGGGACAAAGUGACUCAGAUUCAUAUUGACACACAUCAGAGCUUUAAAACCAACAUCCAGGAAGCAAAGGAACGCUUCAACCACACAUCAGGUGUGCACACUUUCCAGCAAAUGUACGGCUGUGAUUGGGAUGAUCAGACUGGAGAAAUAAAAGGGUUUCGUCAGUUUGGUUAUGAUGGAGAGGACUUUCUGUCUCUGGAUCUGAAGGAGAUGAGAUGGAUUUCUGCAGUGCCACAAGGAUUCAGCACCGUACAGAAGUUGAACAAUGACAGAGCUCUUCUUGAGAGUGACAGAAAUUACUUCAGCACUGUGUGCAUCGAGUGGUUGAAGAAGUAUCUUCAGUAUGGAAAGAAAACAGUCUCUCCUCAGGUGUCUGUGCUGCAGAGGUCUUCCUCGUCUCCAGUCAUGUGUCAUGCUACAGGAUUUUACCCCAAAGAAGUAACAAUCUCCUGGAUGAAGAAUGACCAAGAGCAUCAUGAUGAUGUGGAUCUUGGUGAACUUCUUCCCAAUGAGGACGGGACCUUUCAGAAGACGAGCGAACUCAGAGUUACACCUGAAGAGUGGAAGAACAACAAGUUCAUCUGUGUGGUGCAUCACAAGGGUGAAACCAUCAGAAAGAUCCUGACAGAGACAGAGAUCAGGACUAACCCGGGGGCACCUGAUCCAUUCGGUGUUAUCUUCGGUGUUAUUGCUGUCAUCCUGUUUGCUGUAUUUGCAGUCAUUGGGUUUUUAGUGUACCGCAAACAGAAUUAUAGCUGCCCAUUCAAUCAAAGCACUGUAGAGCGAACAAUCACCACAAAUACACAAACCUACACUACUAGCACUGGUACCACGAAAACAAACAUAAGUGAACAAGAGAAGGCUCUAAUUCAGAAGAAACCUGAUGAUGGUGAUUCUAGCAGCUCCAGUCUUACAGGACAGUGAGACACAAGAUGACAGAGAGAACUGAAGCUGAUGCUCACAUCUUCUCUUUAUACAGUACUAAAUAUACAUAUAAAAGGUUUAUAAUCUUUCUGUCAACCAGAAUAACAAUCUUCUGGCCUAAACAUACAAACCUCAUUUUGUUACAUACAAAAAACAUGUUACAUGUCCCACCAAAGACAGUAAUAUAAUAUAUUGGAUCACUGUUACACCACAAUAAAGGAUGCAUAUCACUCUGUUCCACGAGCAGCUUUGGGACGUUCUGAUCACUGUCUGGUUCAUCUUAUACCGACCUACAAGCAGAAACUAAAUCUGCUAAACCUGUAGUAAAGACUGUGAAGAGAUGAACCAUCGAAACAGCAGGAUUUACAAUCUUGUUUUGACAUCACUGAUUGGAGUGUUUUUGAAGCUGCUACCACCGAUCUGGACGAACUCACAGAGACCGUAACAUCCUAUAUUAGUUUCUGUGAGGAUAUAUGCAUUCCUACCAGGACUUAUUUAACAUUCAACAAUGAUAAGCCAUGGUUUACAGUAAAACUCAGACAUCUUCGUCAGGCCAAAGAGGAUAACUACAGAAAUGGGGACAGAGUCUUGUACAAUCAGGCCAGGGACACACUGAACAAAGAGAUUAGAGUGGCUAAAAAGACCUACAGUCCUCGGCCUCAUCCACGACUGUGAUGAGUCUGCUUACAGACAAGAGGUUGAGCAGCUGGCUGUCUGGUGCAGUCUUAACAACCUAUAGCUUAACACGCUCAAAACAGAAGAGAUGAUCUUGGACUUCAGGAGGAACCCCCCUGCUCUCCCCCCACUCACCAUCAUGAACAGAACUGUGACUGCAGUGGAGUCAUUCACCACCAUCUCUCAGGACCUGAAGUGGGACAUUCACAUUGACUCCACUGUGAAAAAUGGAAUUUGUUCUUCCUUCACCAGCUGAGGAAUUUUAACCUGCCACAGGAGCUGCUGAAACAGUUCUACUCAGCCGUCAUUGAGUCUGUACUGUGUACUUCAAUAACUGUCUGGUUUGGUUCAGCAACAAAAUCAGACAUCAGAAGACUACAGAGAACUGUUCGGACUGCAGAAAGGAUUAUUGGUGCUCCUCUGCCCACCCUUCAAGAACUGUAUACAUCCAGAGUGAGGAAAAGGGCUCAGAAAAUCACUCUGGAUCCCUCACAUCCAAGUCACCCCAUCUUUGAACUUUUGCCAUCUGGCUGGUGCCUCAGAGCAACAAAUACCAGAACAGUCAGACACAAGAACAGUUUCUUUCCCCAGGAAAUCUACCUCAUGAACAGUUAAAUGUUCCCCACUUAUGCUUAUGCAAUAAAAAUGUGCAAUAUCCUUA